Molecule: messenger RNA, 1215 nt
Organism: Nipponia nippon (crested ibis)
Lineage: Eukaryota; Metazoa; Chordata; Aves; Pelecaniformes; Threskiornithidae
Source: RefSeq, a predicted model, not a curated record
AUGCAGAGGUCCUUCGCCUGCCUCCUGGAGCAGAGCCAGAGCCGCGGCUCUGACCUGGCUCUCAGUGCCUCCUACCUGGAGAUCUACAACGAGCAGGUCCGGGAUCUGCUGAGCCCAGGGCCGCCGUGCGCCCUGCCCCUGCGGUGGAGCAAAACCUGUGGCUUUUACGUGGAGAACCAGCUCAGGGUGGACUUCGAGAGCCUGGAGGCCAUCGCUGAUCUGCUCCUGCAAGGAUCCCAGAGGCGACGGACCUCAGCACACGCCCUCAACAGGCACUCGAGUCGCAGCCAUGCUCUUCUGAGCCAGAGCAUCACCCCCCCAACAUGGGUCCCCCAGCCCAGCGCCUGCCCCAGCAAGCAAGGCACGCUGUGCUUCGUGGACCUGGCCGGCAGCGAGCGGGUAAAGGAGACCGGCUCCAGCGGGGAGCUCUCUGUGGAGGCCAACAGCAUCAACCGCAGCCUCCUGGCACUGGGACACUGCAUCUCUCUGUUGGCCAAACCCCGAGGGAAGCGGACGCAUAUCCCCUACCGGGACAGCAAGCUCACCCAGCUGCUGGCCCGCUCCCUGGGCGGCUCGGGCGUCACCCUGAUGGUCGCCUGCAUCUCCCCGUCCUCGCGCUGCCUCUCGGAGACGCUGAGCACGCUGCACUACGCCAGCCGGGCCCGGAGGGUCACCACCAGGCCCCUGGCCAACAGGGCAUCCCGGGAGAAGCUGCUGCGAACCUUGGAGGAAGAAAUCCAUGCCCUGCAGCUGGAAAACCUCUCCCUGCGCCAGCAGCUGUGCCUGCCCAGGCUCCCAUCGGAGGGAGCCCCGGCCUGGCCCAGCCUCUACGGCCUCCUGCGGGACUUCGUGGUGGAGAACGAGCAGCUGAGAGCCACCCGCAGCUCCUGUGACACCCAGCCCCCGCUCCGGAGUGCCCGCAGCCCUCACGUCCCCCCUGGCCACCCCGCGAGGCUCCGGCAGCCUGAUGUGACAGCCACCUCCGGCCCCCGGCUGCCGAAGCUGCGUCCUGCCUCCAGCCGCCCUGGCUGCCCCCAGUGCUGCCCCGCGCCAGCCGAUGCCAUCGUGUCCCAGGCACUGCUAGGGCCCCCCGCACUGCAGCUGGUCCCCGCCGAGGGAAGCACCGGCGUCCUGCCACCUGGCCAGGAGGACAUGGCUCUGCCCGGCUCCCAUCAGCUCCUCGGGCACCCCCAGCCGCAGCAGGGGAAGCGGUGA